This is a messenger RNA of Letharia columbiana, 243 nucleotides long. RefSeq lists its product as uncharacterized. The transcript has a single exon. The coding region runs from base 1 to 243 and encodes 80 amino acids. NCBI's taxonomy places the organism in Eukaryota, Fungi, Ascomycota, Lecanoromycetes, Lecanorales, Parmeliaceae. The record is from RefSeq and is a predicted model, not a curated record.
AUGCCGUUUCCUCCACUGUUCGAUGCCUACAAGGAUCGUAUUCAACAGCAUAUCCUCAAUGGGCUUGCUGUCGCCUCCGUUGUUUCCGUCGAGGGCGUUUGGAAGAGUACCAUAUACCGCAUUAUCGAUAACCUCCUCGGGCGACAGUUCGCGAUUUUUCCGGCUGCAUGGAUCGGAUUAAGGGCCUUUAUCGAGAGUAAGCGGUGGGCAUAUCAGGACGAGAUGCAGUAUGAUCUAAUUUGA